AUUUUCUUAUUCGGUUUAUUUCUCAUCGAGAUUUCUAAGUAGCCAGUUGUGUUAAAGUAUUUUUUUUUUAAUUAGCCUUUAAUAAAACCUGUGAAUAAUGAUUGGGACUAAAUGUGUAUCGAUAUUGUUUUUAGUACUAUUGACUUUUUUAGAAGCAAACGCUCAACUGAGUAAAAGAUUCUUCCGCAAGGACUACACGUAUCUUAUAACAACUGAAGCCUUCUACAAGAUCCAUACGGUACAUAGAACAUGGGCUGAAGCCAAACAGAGAUGCGAAAUGGAAGGAGCCAGCCUGUUCUACGCGGAGACUGAUGAUGAAGCCAAUGACGUCAUAAGCUGGUGGAACCAAACACAACCUUUUUACUGGGUUUACGUGGGGAUAUCUGAUUUGUUGGCCCAGGAAGUGUAUGAGACUAUUGAUGGCCGUCCAGUCCUGGACGUGUACAGCAACUGGGGUCCUGGUGAGCCGAACAACGCCGGUGGUGUGGAAGACUGCGUGAUCCUGCGCAGAGACGGGACGCUCAACGACGACCGCUGUGACAAGAAGUAUCCGUUCAUAUGCAAGAAGUCUCUGAACACCCUUCAGUGGAACAACGAGUGUGAUAUGCCAAAUCAGGAUUAUGUUUACAACGAUGCACUAGGCCGCUGCUACAAGUUCCACACAGACCCGAAGAAUUGGACCGAAGCAAUCACAUAUUGCAGCGCCGAGCAGUCAUACUUAGCCAUCAUCAAUAGCCAAGUGGAAGACGACUACCUGGUCAAACUGACUGAGGAUGCGAAGAAGGAUGGAGUCUCCGGCUUGUCUUUGAUUGGUGCUGUAUAUCUGGGCUUUCAUAAUGUGGAUGGCACUGGAUGGAAGACUAUUAAAGGCACGCCCCUUGAAGACACUGGUUACCCAAAGUGGGGCAACCAACAACCCGAUGGGGGGACCAACGAGACUUGCGGCUCCAUGUUCUACACUGGCCAGUUGAACGACGUGUCCUGUCACCAUAAGAUGUUCUAUAUCUGUGAACAUGAUAUUAAGAACCUCAGCGGAGCCAUAGAUGAACGGUUCAAUCAAUUAAUCGAAUAAAUGAGCCUAUUGCCCCUGACUCCUGCAGACACUUCCCAAUUUUAUUUCAAGUUAUACCUGUCACUUUCUUAUCUGUAGAAAAGGAAGAGGUCGGACGAUUGACAGCUGAUACACUUAAAAUGAAUGAGUGAAUGAAUGAACAACCCGGGCGAAUCAAAUGGGCUGAUUCGCUUGCUACCCGUUUGACGUGUGUUGUCAACUUAACACUGUCGGGUUAUUGGCCAAUAUAAAAAAAAUAGAGGAUUGUUUAAAUUUCUAUUUCAAAUUGACGUUUGUUUCAUUAAAUUUUAUGCCUGUCGAUUACCCGUCCUUUUCUUUUUCGUCGGAUAAGAAAAUGACAGCUGUAGCUUGAAAUAAAAUUCAUAACCAUGUUUUAUUAAAUUCAUUAUUUUCUUACAGAAGUAUAUGGUACUGAGAAGAAUCACUACAUAGUAUAAAACAAAGUCGCUUUUUCUGUCCCUAUAUCCCUACGUACUUACACUUAAAUCUUUAAAAUUAUGUAACGGAUUUUGAUGAGGUUUUUUAAUAGAUAGAGUGAUUCAAGAGGAAGGUUUAUAUACCUAUAUAAUAAUGUAGCAGAGUACAAACUCUGCUCAUACUGGCCUUUCGUUCUGACCGUCAUUUUAAAUUACGAAAUUCUCAUUCUAUUCUGCAUUUCCUUUCAUUUUACACUCUUUUGACUCACUGCAUCCCCGACUUUCAUAAAAACAACACAAGUAUAUUUAUACUGUUUAGGGCCGUGCCUUCUAAUUCUUGAUUCUUUUGUGAAGUGUGUAUAUUGUGAACUUUAUAUAUUCCUAUCCUGUUUGUGAAGUGUUUUUAAUAAACUGUAUAUAUUUCUGA
Pectinophora gossypiella (pink bollworm) is the source of this 1915-nucleotide messenger RNA. It is a transcript of the gene CTL10, whose product is annotated as secretory phospholipase A2 receptor-like. NCBI's taxonomy places the organism in Eukaryota, Metazoa, Arthropoda, Insecta, Lepidoptera, Gelechiidae. Bases 98 to 1072 code for a protein of 324 amino acids. The transcript is spliced from 5 exons. The record is from RefSeq and is a predicted model, not a curated record.